Molecule: messenger RNA, 2100 nt
Organism: Botrytis deweyae
Lineage: Eukaryota; Fungi; Ascomycota; Leotiomycetes; Helotiales; Sclerotiniaceae
Exons: 6
Coding region: 1-2100 (699 amino acids)
Biological process (GO): regulation of DNA-templated transcription; DNA-templated transcription
Cellular component (GO): nucleus
Molecular function (GO): DNA binding; zinc ion binding; DNA-binding transcription factor activity, RNA polymerase II-specific
Source: RefSeq, a predicted model, not a curated record
AUGGAAACGAAGCCACAGAAACGAAGACGUAUAGUAAAGACGUGUUGGGAAUGUUAUAGGAGAAAGCAAAAGUGCAAUCGUGGUCAACCAUGUGAUGUUUGCAUUUCUCGAAAUGUUCCGGAUAAGUGCUCUUACUCCAACCCAUCAUCACUCGAAGAUCUAAAAGAUCUCUCAACGACUGGAGGACAAUCAAACAAACGUACAAGAGACGAGGAAAUCAUAUUGAAGUCAGGCUCAACACCAUCCGACCUUUUUGAUCAAGUAGGAUAUGCUUCUCAUAACAGCUCGUUUACUGGGUUACAGAAGUCAUUUCAUGUUAAUGAUGACCUUUCCACAUUCAUGGGAACACCUACAUCAAAUUCAUUAUCCCAUCCUGGUUUACGACAUAAAUUCUUGAGUUUAGUGAUACAAUUGCCAUCUCAGUCUAUUGUCUCUGAGCUUGUCGACUUAUUCUUCUCAGAAUUACAUUGGUAUCUCAAAAUACUAGAAGAGCAUUACUUUCGGAAUCUUCUCAAAUCAUGGCAAGAUAUCCGUAAUACUUUAAGUGGGCAAUCGGAUCUUGGAAGUAUCUCCAAAGAUCUUCUAUAUUUUCCCGCAUUGUUAUUCCAAACUCUUGCUGUUUCUUUACAAUUCUUACCUCCAAACACAGAAGCAUCAAAAACACUCAAUUUAAAAACAUUGUUAGAUUGUGAUAGAAUUUCUCACGAGUAUAGUAAAAUUGGUAUGGAGAUAAUGUCUCUUCUGGGAAGACACUCUUCUACCAUAACAGGCGUCGAACAUGAUUUGUUAAAAUCUGGUUGGCUGAAGAAUUACAGUCGAGGCACAGAAGCGUGGCAUUUAUUGGGUAGUGCAAUUAGACAGGCCCAAGAUUUAGGACUUCAUCUACAAGCUUCAAUCCCAAAAGUUGCGGGAGAGGAUGUUGGGAUUGGGCUGGAGAAACUUUGGUAUGACGAAUACAAAAGGAGGCUUUGGGUAACGCUCUUUACUUGGGACAGUCAUAUGUCUGUAAUGCUUGGGAGACCUCGCUCAAUCAAUGCAAGUGAUUGUACAAUCAAAACACCACUUGAUUGUUCAUUUCCUGAUGAUCCGUCGAAAACCAUACCUACUCCAGCAAAUUUGCAGGAUCCUCACUCCCCACCAUCCACUUACUCGGCUCAACUGUUUCAAUAUUCUUUAGCUCAUAUGAUUCAUGAACUAUUAGCAUCUGGUGCUCAUAGACCUCAUAUAAAAGACUAUUCAUUAAUCACAAAUCUUCAUAACAAGAUCGUUUCCAUGGUUGGCGCUUUACCGCCUGUUUUACGACCAGAAAACCCAGAUAAAUCAUGGGACAUGAAAGAACCAAGACUUCCUCGCCAGAGAUUAGCAAUAGCGAAUUACGCGCAUUCAUUUCUUAUGGCACUUCAUAGGCCUCAUGCACCAAUCCACCCUACAAGUCGAACUGCAUCCAUGAAAGCUGCAUUAGAUUGUCUUGACGCUCAGGAUCAACUUUUUAAAGCAGUAGAACCACAUCAAUAUCGGAUCUAUACCUUGGCAUUUAACACUAUUGAUUGUGGAAUAGUUUUGUCUGGGAUAGUAUUAGAAUCACCGAGUUUGGAAAGUGGUCUAAAGGAAAGAAUGAAGAUUGCAAUCGAGAAAUCGAUAGGCAGGUUGAAGAUGAUGGAGGACAGGAGCCCCAUGGCAAAAUCAGGUCUACAAAUUCUCACCAUUUGUCAGGAGAGGAUCUUGGACCGUAAUAAAAAUGACGAUGAGACAGCCAACAAUUCACAGUUAUCAAGCCGGGAAGAACGUGGUCGAAAUGUCACCAAGGGGGACAACGCGGCUACUCAGGAAGUUACGGUUCCAGCACAGGAUGCAAAUGGCUUUGAAAUUUCUCAACCACAACCACUGGUUUCCGAUGGCUCUUCUGCUGACCCCAUUGCGGGUUUCAACAAUUUUGAAAUGAAUACUUCGUUUUGGGAAGAGAUGACCCAGAUGAUUGACUUUGACAUUGGCGUCAGUAUGGAAGAGGAUUUAUGGAACCCGAACUACUCGUUUCCGGAGUUAAAUAUGAAUUCUAACAGCGGAAUCGAGCCGGGAGUGUGGUAUGAGGGGGGUGGGUGA